This is a messenger RNA of Carassius gibelio (silver crucian carp), 2698 nucleotides long. Its product is annotated as protein IWS1 homolog. Gene Ontology annotation, biological process: poly(A)+ mRNA export from nucleus. The record is from RefSeq and is a predicted model, not a curated record. The transcript is spliced from 15 exons. The coding region runs from base 264 to 2198 and encodes 644 amino acids. Gene Ontology annotation, cellular component: nucleus. NCBI's taxonomy places the organism in Eukaryota, Metazoa, Chordata, Actinopteri, Cypriniformes, Cyprinidae.
CACGCAUGCGUCCUAGAGCGGUGAGACCAUUUUAAAGGAAGAAAGGAAAACAGGCAUAGUUACUGACAAUCAGUAAUAAAUCAACAGUUUAAAAUAAUUAGAGCUAUGUUUGUCCUGACAAACCCGGAAAGGUAAAAGUUCCCCGCGGAUCCAACAGAAAAACAGGCUUCCGAUACUCCAGCUCAGCGUCUGUUCUGAGUGUAUUGUUGUUAUUGGGGUGUGUGAGUGAGUGAGUGAGUGUGUGUGUGUGUGUGUGUGUGUAGAUGGAUGGAGACGAGGAGAUCCGCUCAGAUGAUGGCAGCGCUACUCCAGUCCAGGAUGAGCCGGAGGAGGCCAGACCCCCAUCACCACCGUCUGAGGAUGAAGGCAGUGAUAACGAGGACGCGGCUCACGGCAGGACGUCUGAGAACGCAGACAGCGGCUCGGAUCACGAGGCCCGUGGAGGACGAGACGGGAGCGAUUCAGAGCCCGAGCCGCCGCGGCCCGCAGACAGCGAUGAGGAAGAGGAGGGCAGCUCUCCUGUGAAGCGAAGAGCGAGCACCUCGGACAUGGAGGAGGAACAGGAGGAGAAACCACUCCCAGCCAGUGACUCCGAGCCGGAGGAAACAGAGAAGAGACACAGCCCUAAAUCAGACGCGGCCAGUGAUUCAGACGAGGACAAACCCAAACAGAAAACUCAGAGAGACUCUGAUGCAGAAGAAGAGGAGGAGGAGGAAGAGGGAGGGAGGAAGGAGAAGGGAAAGUGGAAAGCUGUGAUGAACUCAGACAGUGAUGAAGAGGAGGAGCGACCGAAGCAGGAAGCAGGAAGUGAUGAGGACGAAGGACCCAAACGACAGGCUCUGGCCAGUGAUGAUGAUGAUGAUGAAGAUGAGAAGCCUGUCAAGAGGAAGAAAGCCGUUCUGUCAGACAGUGAUGAAGAUGAGGAGAAAGAGGUGAAGAAGAGCCGGCUGGUGUCUGAUGAUGAAGACUCCGGCAGUGAUGAAGGCUCUGGAGCUCCUGAUAAGAGUUUAGCAGCUAAACUGAAGGAGCUGGGCUCAGACAGCGAGGAUGAGGAGGACACGAUGAAGAAGGACACAGGGAAGAAGGACGAGACCGCUCUGUUCGGCAGCGACAGCGACUCUGGCGACGACGAGGAAGAGAAAAUGAUCGCAGACAUCUUUGGAGAGUCCGGUGAUGAGGAAGAGGAGGAGUUUACGGGCUUCAAUCAAGAGGAGCUGGAGGCCGAGCGGCCGCAGACUCAGGCGCCGGGGCCGAAGGGAGCGGAGAUCGACUCUGAUUCAGACGACGAUGUGGACAGAGGAGGAAAAGACAUGUCCUUCAUGUCUGACUUUGACAUCAUGCUGGCCCGGAAGAAAGCCCAGAGCGGGAAACGCAGACGCAACCGAGACGGAGGAACGUUCAUCAGCGACGCCGAUGAUGUCGUGAGCGCCAUGGUCAUCAAAAUGACAGAAGCAGCAGAGGAGGACCGGACUCUGAACAGCAGGAAGAAGCCGGCUCUGAAGAAGCUCAUGCUGCUGCCCACCGUGGUGAUGCAUCUGAAGAAGCAGGAUCUGAAGGACACGUUCAUAGACAGCGGUGUGAUGACGGCCAUAAAGGAGUGGAUCAGUCCUCUCCCAGAUAAGAGUCUCCCAGCGCUCAAGAUACGAGAGGAGCUCCUCAAGAUCCUGCAGGAACUGCCCAGCGUGAGUCAGGAAACACUGAAGCUCAGUGGAAUCGGUCGAGCCGUCAUGUUCCUCUACAAACACCCCAAAGAGUCUCGCGCCAACAAAGACCUCGCGCUCAAACUCAUCAACGAGUGGUCGCGGCCCAUCUUCGGUUUAUCCUCGAACUACAAGGGAAUGACUCGAGAGGAGAGAGAGCAGAGAGACCUGGACCAGCAGAUCGCCCCGCGCAGACGCCUCAGUUCAGGAGGACAGACUCCUCGCAGAGAUCUGGAGAAAGUGCUCACCGGAGAGGAGAAGGCGUUGCGUCCGGGUGACCCGGGCUUCUGUGCUCGAGCUCGUGUACCCAUGCCCUCCAAUAAGGACUAUGUGGUUCGGCCCAAAUGGAACGUGGAUGGGGACUCCAACCGGAGGAGCUUCAGGAAAGGCAUCAGCCUGUUGGAGAAGCACAAGCGGCGUUUCGUGGAGCAGAGGAAGCAGCGGCGGCCGCAGGGAGCCGUUAAAAUCAGCAUUGAGGGAAACCGAAUGCCGCUGUAGUUACCCGCUCCUGCCUGAGGGGGCAGUAAGUGUCUGCAUGGUGCUGCAUGCAGCAGAGCGUUCACAAACUAACAGGAGAUAAAGCGGUCCUCAAACAAACCCAAGCUGUUCUGGAUGUUUUCAGCUUCUCAAACGCAGUGUGUGUGUGUGUGUGUGUGUGUGUGUAUGAGAGCGUUUGAGUUUCCAGCCUUCAGGCCUGUGUGUUCUUGACAUGUUUAUAAUGAAUUAAUAAUGAAAACAUGCUCAUGACCUACGAUAACAGCCUGGUGUGUGUGUGUGUGUGUAGUCAUCACAGGAUUUGAUUUGGAUUGUAGUGGUAGUACUAAUUUCCUUUUUUUCAUAAAAAAACAAAACUCUUUUUUUUAUGUAUAUAGUAGUUUCCAGUUGUUUUAAAUACUGUUUGUAUACAUUUUAAAAUAUAUAUUUUUUAUACAUUUAAUAUUUUAUAUAUUAUAUACAUUUUCUAUCAACACUUUAAAGAAAUCAAAGUAUUUUCAAGA